Messenger RNA from Galleria mellonella (greater wax moth), 11355 nucleotides. RefSeq names its product eye-specific diacylglycerol kinase (gene rdgA). The transcript has 19 exons. Gene Ontology annotation, biological process: diacylglycerol metabolic process; lipid phosphorylation; intracellular signal transduction. The coding region runs from base 1222 to 4416 and encodes 1064 amino acids. Gene Ontology annotation, molecular function: protein binding; ATP-dependent diacylglycerol kinase activity. Lineage: Eukaryota; Metazoa; Arthropoda; Insecta; Lepidoptera; Pyralidae. The record is from RefSeq and is a predicted model, not a curated record.
AAGUAAUGAUCUAGUGGCCCACGUGCUCUAUGGUGACACUUUGUCAAGGUGACAAGUGCCUUUGUGCAGGCGUCGCGUCACGUCACGUCGCCAGCGUCACUUGGAGCAUUUCUAUUUCGGCGCGAAUGUCGCGGCAGCGGCCGGCGCUCUGCAUGCGAGACGCGGUGGCACGCGGCGCUCGCGCACGCGAUCUAAAGGUACUCCCUACUUUAGUUCACGCGUAUGUUCCCCCUGCCGAACACGUCUAAAUAAACAAGUCAUAUUCACUAAUGUGGAUAGCUUUAAAAGUGUCGUAAAAAUAAGAAAAUGUGAAAAUCCAGAUAAUCCACUGUGCUCUUUGGUGAAGUGAUAUAGGUUAAGUGUUGGUGAAAUAAAAUAUUUAUCGCCCCAAUGUCACGGCGGUGUUUCGUUUGUACCUACAACACAAACGAAGGGUAUUUUUACGACGCGCAACGUCCCAACAUCACACAGCUGACAUAAAGUGUUGAAUACAUCUAUUGAAAUUGCUCUUAUAUCGUCAAACGGCCUCUGUAUUACAAGCACAUAAAGUUGAAUAAUAUGUUACUUUGUCCAAUUUUUUUCUGUAAGAUGUCAUUUGAAUUUGAAGGUUCACAUGAUUCACUAUUCUCUACUUAAGCUGACACAAUGGUGAUCUUAAAACUGUAAUGACACCUAUUAUAUUUAUGAGUAAAUUUAACAAAAUAGAAGUAUAAAGUAAAAAUAAUUUAGCGACAAAAGACAAUGUAAAAUAAUUAAUAACAAUAGUAAUUGUUCAGUUUAUCCUGUACCUAUAUUACAUAUAUACUGUAGUCUGAUACGAGACACAACUCUGCUAAAAUUAAGCAUGUAUAAAACUAAUAAUAUCACCAUAUAAUAAGGAUAUUCAGACUUUGCGAGUGUGUAUGCAUAGAUACCUUUGUUUGUUCAGUGAUAAUGCCGGGAGAAACAUGCGCGCGCAUUCCACUAGCUGCCAUAACUUAUCACAACACUUAAACACCACGUGCUUUCCAUAAGCACUUAAUAACAGUGUCUAAUGAUUAAGUGACUUCCUAUCUUGUUAGAGCACAAAGUGUUAGUAAGUGCAAAGUUGUUGGUGUCCAGUGCGCGUGGUUCGAGUGUCACGCAGAGUUUGUUGCUCUAUCGGUGCGCCGAUAUGUUGUUGCAUGGUGACGUAGUGACAGCGCCUGUACAACGGAGACGCUCAGGUCUCUGCGGUGUUCCAUGCUGUCGUGGGGGCGGGGAACCGCGGGAUCUUCAAAACCCGUGCCCCUUCCCAACUGCACUCUCCUCCAGCACCAGUCCAGCGGCGAGGACGCCAGCGACCGUGAAACUGAAGGCGCUAUACUCGCAGGCGUCGCCGCCUUGGCUCGAAGACGACACGCCAUAAGGAUUAAGAGAAAAUCUAAAAUUGGCUUCAGAGUCGUAAGACGUAGUGGAGACGGGGGCGGCGCCCGAGUGCUCCGCUCGACACCGGACUGGAGUGACAGCGCUGUUGGCGGCGAACAUCUCUGGUCACCCACAUCUGUGUCAGGAGAUUGCUGUUAUGUCGGCGAUGCCGAAUGUCAGAAACACGGAUCCCGUAUGAAAUGCUCGGCAUGCAAGAUCGUCGCGCACACUGCUUGCAUCGAUAUACUUAUGGAUCGAGUGCAAUUCACUUGCAAGCCCACAUUUCGUGACGUGGGCGUGAGACAGUACCGCGAGCAAACUAUCACCCACCAUCACUGGGUGCACCGGAGGUCAGAAAAGGGCAAGUGCAAGGCUUGCGGGAAGUCAUUCCGGCGCAGUUGCUGUGGGUCGUGCAUAUCAAGACAAGAGUCUAUAGACAAGCCCUUACGUGUAAACAAUGAAAUUUCGGACCGCUCGCUGCAAGCCAAACUAUCUUUCAGCUCGAAAGAAAUCGUGGCUCUGAGUUGCUCUUGGUGCAAAGAUGCUUAUCACAACAAAGAAAGUUGCUUCAAUCUUCAGCGGAUAGGAGAAGAAUGCUCAUUGGGUUCACAAUCCAACAUUAUUGUGCCACCAUCAUGGAUUGUGAAGCUGCCAAGGAAGGGAAGUUUCAAAUCUUCAUUAAGAAAAUCGCCGAAAAAAAAAAGUGCAUCAAAAAAGAAAAGCAAAGACUCAAAGAAUGAGCAGAAAACAUUUGUGAUAAAGCCAAUACCAAGUGUGAACGUGAGACCGGUGUUAGUUUUUAUAAAUCCCAAGAGUGGAGGAAAUCAAGGUGCCAAACUCCUACAGAAAUUUCAAUGGCUGCUGAAUCCUCGACAAGUUUUUGACCUAACUCAAGGAGGACCUGGACCUGGACUGGAAUUAUUUCGCAAAGUCCCUAAUCUGCGGGUGCUGGCAUGUGGCGGUGAUGGUACCGUGGGCUGGGUUCUGAGUGUGCUAGAUCGUAUCGCUGCGAGGCCUGCUGUUGGUGUGCUGCCGUUGGGCACUGGCAAUGACCUGGCCAGGGCACUUGGCUGGGGCGGGGGUUAUGAAGAUGAGCCGAUAUCGAAGAUUCUAGCAAAUAUCGGUGAAAGCGACACAGUGUUACUAGACCGAUGGCAACUUACUGUGGAACCUAACACGGCAACAGCAGGGGAGGACACAAAGAACGCGAAACCAGAAUUACCACUCAAUGUCGUCAAUAACUACUUUUCGUUUGGAGUCGACGCUCAUAUUGCUCUUGAAUUCCACGAAGCAAGAGAGGCACACCCAGAGAAAUUCAACUCGCGUAUAAGAAAUAAACUGUUCUACGGCACGGCCGGUGGUAAAGACCUAAUGCAGAGGAAGUGGAAGGGCCUCGCCGAGUUUGUUACCAUGGAGUGUGACGGCAAGGACCUCACGCCAGUACUCCGGGAGCACAAAGUUCACGCUAUUGUUUUUUUAAACAUUCCAAGCUACGGGGGUGGAACUCACCCCUGGAACAAAUCAGGAGGAUCAUUUGAACCUUCGACUGAAGAUGGCCUAAUAGAAGUAGUAGGAUUAACGACAUAUCAAUUGCCGCUACUGCAAGCUGGCGGGCACGGUACCUGUAUCACACAAUGCAAGACUGCCAAGAUUGUCACCACGAAGGUGAUACCCAUGCAAGUGGACGGCGAGGCAUGUAGGCUCGCGCCUUCAAUUAUUACACUGUCUAGACUCAACCAGGCCACUAUGUUGGCUAAAAGGAAACCAGGAAGAACUAUAGCACCUCAAACCACGGUGGACAAGUUGACAUUCACAGUGAAUCUCAUUACCAUGGCCGAUUACGAAAGGCAUCAUUAUGAUAAGGAAUUACUCGCCAAAACAGCGGAGCGUAUUGGGACUCUUGAAGUAAACCCAACAGCUGAUUUGGAACAAAUGCGCACUCUCAUACAGAACGUAAUCAAAGAAUCUCAAGCAUACUCUAAUCUCAUCGACUGGUGGUUUGUUGACUCCGUCACAGCGGAACGUUUCUUCCGCAUCGACAAAGCUCAAGAAAAUCUCCACUAUCCUACGGAUAUCGGCCACGAAAACAUAUAUAUAUUAGACACAGCACCUUUGACACCGGACACUGAGUCGACUGCGCCCCCAGACACCACCGCCACGGCAUCGUUCGACCGCACCGGACCGUCCGUGUCGCUGGACACCACUACUGGGCUGUCAGUGUCGCUCGACAUAUCGCAAAGUGUCGACACGCCCAGUGCUGGAGUAUCACUGGACGUUCCCGAAUCGCAUGCCAGUGAAUCGGGUCUCGGCAGUCCAGCACGAACAUCAGAAGAAUUCCUAAGUCCACAGACACCGCCUCCUGUCACACCUGCAGCACCAGCGCCCAAAACCCCUACUCCUAGUACUCCGAAAACAACGUCCCCACAACCUCCUUCCCCAAAAAUUAUAUCAACCUCAAUACAGGAAUCAAAUUCUCCUCCUCUCUGCACGAGUCCGCCGGCUAAAGAGCAUCGGCCAACCCACGACUCGAUAGCACGAUUCAAAACCAUACAUGAAAAACUGUUUGGACUUGACCAAGAAGUGUUUGGCUAUAGGAAUUUAUUAGAGAAAACAUCUGACUCACUUCUCAAGGCUGCUAAAGUCGGCGACCUGAAAUUGAUGAAAGAGCUACACGCAGCAGGAUACUCACUCCUGUCCAUUGACGCGAGCGGACAGACAGCAUUACACAUCGCCGCCCGAUACGGCAACAAGGAGAUUGUCAAAUACCUGAUAGCGUGUGCUCCAACGGCUAUUCUUAACAUGCGCGACAAUGAGCGAGGACAAACGGCUUUGCAUAAAGCUGCUGCACAUAAAAGACGAGCGAUAUGCUGCAUGCUGGUGGCUGGUGGAGCAUCCUUGACUAGACAGGAUCACGCCGGCCUAACCCCGAGACAUCUGGCGUUGCGUGCUGAAGACCACGAUUUGGCUGCGUACUUAGAAAGUCAAGAGCAUUUCCAAUUAGUCUCCGAAGACUUAGAAACUGCUGUUUGAAAAUGGGAAAUCCAAACGGAGAUGGUCAAUUUAUUAAGACGGUGUCUAGAACGCUGCGAACUAUGAGUCUCAAAUAAUAACGAAAUAUCAUUCAAGACGUUUGAGAACUAUUUUUAUUAUACUCUAACACCAAAGUGAUAUUUAGAUCUUGUGACUAUUAUAGAAAAAAUCAACGUUUCGCUAUUUAAAUAUUUCCAUUGAACGAGUUUCAUAAAUAUUGUAUUUUGAUUCUAAAUUAAUAGAAUAAGGUAAUAGAUAUAAUUAAGUCGGUAUAAAUAUUACGGAGUAAUAAUAAGUAUUUUAAAACAUCAAAAAUAUUAUUAGAUUUUAAAAACAACUGAACGGUAUUCCCGAUUACAUUUUUCUACAGGGCAUUUGUGUAACUUAAUUAUAUAUAUUAUAAUAAUAAUAACUUUUAAUAAGUUGACCUGAUGAUUAUAACUAAACAAUUAUUUUUGACGAAAAUGGAAUGCAAUUACUUUUACGAUUAUGUAUUACUACAUACUAGAUAUAAAUCAAAUAAUAUCAGUCUACACAGCUUAUUGCUCACGUAACUAAAUGCCUAAAAAUGUCUCAAUAUGUACUUAAUGCUUAAUAUUUGAGUAAUUUAUAGCAGAGUUCGAAAUACGUAGGUAAGUACUCUAUUUUAACAUUGAUUAUUAAAUUAUUUCUUAUUAAACAUAUAGGUACAUAAUUUAAAUUCUAUCUAUUAAGGUGUUCGUUUAAAUAAUUUGGAUAAAAACCUGCAAGUUUAUAGAACAUCGUUCGUACCUUAUAAGUAGUAGAUCGUCUACAACUGCUUUUCAUACAAAAAAAAAAGAUAUUUUGAAUGGUUGUAUUUUAAAAAUCAAAAAACUUUUACUGCUUUCACAAUUAAAUAUUUGUUUAUAAAGAAACUCGUAAUUCGUUUAAAGCGUUUUCCUUUACCUACAUUAUACACACAUAAUAAUUUUAUUUUAAGAAUGCUGCUACAAUAUUAAAUAAUAAUAAGUAAAUUUUAAAUUUUGUUCAUUGACAAAAACACCUAUGCUAUAGAAAAUCUAAAGACAUAUAAUUGUUUUUUUUUUUUUAUUUUAUUUUAUAAAUACAUACGUGACUUACUAUAUAGGUUAAAACCAAUCAGGAUACACGUACUCUUCGGAAAACUCCAGUGGCGGAUUUACACUUUUGCCGAUUGCAGAUUUUCUAAUAGGCUAUUCAAUAUUUUCCGUCCCUACAGCCCUCUACAAUUCGGUAGCUACAAUUAACUAUCAUGUUAAAUACCUUUUUUUUUUGUUAAUUUUAAAAUUUCGCGUUGUUUAUACAUAUUUUUAAAUUCACUAUCGGGGCUUAACACGAUCCUGUCGUGACUACGAUUACGUGCAAUCCACGUUAAAACGUCAGCAAUAAAGAAGCAGGUAUGCAAGUACUAUUUACCUGCAAAAUUUUUCAUAGUGUAAUUAAAAAAUAUGUACAAUUUUGUUUUAUCAAUGAAACUAUAACUUUUAGCUUCAAAUUUGCCACUCCUAAAAUGUGCCACCCUAGUUUCCAGCCUAUGCAGCCUGCUGGUAUAUCUGCCACUGGAAAACUGGAAAAAUAAUUCCACUUAGAACUAACGGUCCUACUUUCCUCUAACUGUGUUUACAAAGUCAGAAAGCAAACUCCACUUAGUAAAAAGUUAUGUCGAUUCCUACACUCAUAAAAUCUGUUACGAGGUUUGCAAUACACAGAAAUUUUAUGAAACAUGCUCAAUUUUUGUCGCUAACUGUACCUAUUUUAAACUCGUUUAGCAUUUGUUAAAUAAUAUAGAUAAUGCUCAUCAAUUUCAAAUGUCUUUUUAUAAUAAUAAUUAUUAUUACACUUCACGCUAUUUUAUAGUCAGCUAUAGACUUUAACCGGAUCUGCUAAGGGUAGUUAAAAUACCAUUAACUAUUACUUCAUUACGUGUAAUAUAUGAAUCUUUUUUUUUAUUAUUUUCACUAUGUAGAAAAAAUAAUUUAAUAAGAUGUCAAUUUGCUAAUUGCAAAUAUUUUUUCAGUCUUCAACGAUAAAUACUUAGGUAAUAGUAGGCUAUAAAGAAAUAAGUUAAAAACGGUGAAUCUUAUAAAGCGUAUUUGCAUUUAUUUUAACAACAAAUUAUCUAUUAACAACUGUUGAAAUUUCUUCCGUAAAAUACAAUAAAUAAAUAUUUUUAGGUAUUUAUAAAUUAAGAAUACCUUACCAGAUCUUAAUACAAUAUAGAUGAUCAUGUAAACAUGACUAUUUCAGUCAUUGAUUUCUUUAUAAUUACUUAUCUGAAAUAGUGUUCAAGACUUUCAUUUUUCAAAUAAUUAUAAUUUUUCAUUUUACACUUACUAUUUAAAGGAAAAUUAUACCUAACUAAAAUAACUAUGUUUUCUAAUCAUACUCAUGAUAUAUUACUGCGGAUUUAGAAAUUUAGUAUCUACUAUUUCGGCAAUAAUAGAUUAUCUAUUAGUUUAAGAUGAAAGUUAAUAAUUCUGUGUAUGUUUUAGUACUGAUAUAAUCAGUAUAAUUAUAGUAUAAUGAUCUCAGUGUCAUCUAUUUCUCUAACAUAAUAAGUUUUAUUUGCAACUAUACAGUUGGCUUUUAGCCAUAAAUGCGCUAUAAUGAACACGCUAUAUAUUUCUAAAUAUUUCUAUUAGAAUGCCGUCUUUCCAAAUCCUUUUAUAAUUUAAUAUUUUUCUAUUUAUUUUUAUAAUUCUGUGAUGAUACCGUAAUUCGGUAUCAUCAGACUUUAGGAAAUCACUUUCUUAUUAAACUUUUAUAACUGAAUAACAAGAUGUGGUUACAUUACGCUAACAAUGUUUAUAACGAUGUGAUUCCACCCAUGCUGUAUAUAACGACACAUGUUUUAGGGAAUUUGUCUGUCAACAUAAUUUAGUCAUAAUGCUGCUGAAAAUCCCCCAUAACAGUAACCCGAACAAUUUCAUUUUCCGCCCGUGUUUGUUAUAAAGUACAAACAGUAUUUCGAAAUAUUUUGUGCGAGUUGUUAGUGUUACUUAUACGACUUUAAUGCCAAUACCUCUACGUAUAGAUGUACCUAAUAGUUUAGUGUUUAACGAAUUUACUCGUACUACUCGCUAACAAGCGAACAAUGAAAGACAAAGCUGUGAGAAUUUUGGUCAUAAUGUAAAAAGUAAGUUCAUUUUUAUUGUAAGCGAGAGCGAUGUACACCGUUACACUGUCUGUGCGUUUCUUUGUUUGUGAUUGUAGAUAGAACAUUUUAAGAUUCGUAAUUUAUUGUUCUACUUAUAGCAUAAUAAAUUGUUGUGUUUGAAUACUUUCGCUGUCCAAGUUGUCAUAAAUGAUUUCUGCUGUUGAUUAUUCUGACGAGUUUGUUGUGUAGACGUUAUAUAGACGUUAUAUGCGUACUUGUUGAUAUAAAUUAUAGAAAAUAAUUCAGAAGCCCCUGUAGUUCGAAAAAUAAUUUCUAAAUAAUAUGUUUUUUUUUUUAUUGUCAUUGAAUAGAUAUUAUUAAAUGUCGUUAUUACUUAGAUAUUACCAACAUUUCUUAUGAGGCCACUAUAUAGUGUCACAAAUUAUUUUGAUUACCAACAUAGUUAUCUAUAAAAUUUAUAAAUGUCUGCUAUUUGGUUUGUUAUCGAAUAAAAUACAAUCUAAUUCCUACGCCAAUUUAAUCUUAAAUACAUUAGUGAUACUUUCCUAUGAAAUAUUAAUAGUCUUUGUAUUAUACUGUAUUGGAGGCCUUCAUUCGUGUAGUGUGUUUUAUAUAUCUCUUAUAAUAAACAUGUAAGUAAUUUCGCGACCAAAUUCUAUCUUAAAGGAGAAUGAAUAUCACUAGGUUAGAUUCAAGCACUGAUUUACGAAUGCUUUUUGAUCGAAUAUUUGGUAGAACUGUAAUUACUUAUAAUAAUGUUUAAUUUAUUUAAAUAUUUAUUAAAUCCCUACUAAAACAUCCUCUUAUGCGCCACGUGCGGUGAUCGUAAAUUUUAUAAUAGGUAAAUAGAUAAAUUUACUAUUUAGGUGUACCUAUUGGAUGGUGUGAAUAAUGCUACCUAUAAUAAGUUACUAUUUACAUCAAAAACUGUAUGAUGUUACAUAGGUAUUUAUUGUUACUCGUAUAUGUUUCAGUUCUAUUGUCCAGAAUAUAUGUAAUAAUUGAUCUGUAUAUAAAGUUCAACAAACUUUUACAAUACCUACUUAGAAUUCCUCGUAGUAUGCUUAUUACGAAGAAUUCUUACUAUUACCAAGUAAAUUUAUAGAACGAUGACGUUUACAACAUUUUUCGUAUAAAUGUUUAUAGCCGACGGUUUUUCACUGGCUGCUUCAGCCACACUCUGUGGAACUCUAUGGAAAAGGAACCGGCAUUAAACACAUAAUGUUCUUAGCACACGAAUAUAUUAAAUACUUCUGUUGUUCUUCUUCUUUUUAAUACAAUUUAUUGGUAAUUUGUCAAAGAAUUAAAUAUGUAAAUAUAUAAGUGUAAAACAAGAAACACAAAUUUAAUAUAGAUAUUAUCUACUGAACAAAAGCAAGUUCACACUUUAGUUCGCUUUUGAGUAAAAAAAAAAUUAAUUGAUUAACAUGAUACUUAUUUUCCACUUUUUUUUGUAUUUAUUAUUAUUUCAAGUGUUUACAUCAGAUACGUUACCUAAUAUGAUUUAAAAUGACUAUUUUGAUACCGUAUCACCUCAAUAAUGAGGCCAAUAAGGUAUAGCAUUCCAUUGUUCAUUUAUUUAUAAUAAUUUGAUAACUCAUUAGAUAUUUAUAAUAUGGCCUAAUAGUUUAGUUCUUGCGGAGCUUUCAUUUGAUUGAAUAAUUGAUAAGUUAUAUAUUUUGAUAUCGAUGUGAUACUGAUUGGUCUCUGCCGAUCAGUAUUUUAUAUGUGUAAUGAAUAUUUAUUAAAACACAUAAAGUAUUAGGUACCUAAGUACCUUUUAAAACUUUUUUCACGUUAAUUAAAAUAUUGCAUUUUCAAUUAAGUAGGUAGAUAUUUUGGCCAAAACUAAAAUAAGUAAGUACGAAUUCGAUUUUCUUUAGUGCUGCUUGUUAGCGAUCUUGUUGCAAUUUUGAUAGUAGGUAAUUAGGUAAUAUGUAUUUUAUUACAGUGUACAGAUGUGUCUAUUAUAUUUUCAUUGUAUCUUCCGCUCACCUUUAGGUGCUUAUUAUUUUAUAUGGCCAAUGUAUUCUUGUGACCACUCAUAUAGAUACGCUCCUGAAUUUAUCAUAUAUGAGUCUUCUUUCUUUUAUUCAGAAAUUAUAAUACUUCAAACUUACUUUUUCUUCCAAUAUUUAAAAAUUAAGAUUUUACUUGCAAAAUCUGAAAAAAAAUAGAAACAAUAGGAGGGAUAACAAUAUUUUUGAAAAAGGUAGAAAGAUAACAGUAUUUCAUGGAUUUAAUUUUAUUAGUCAUACAGAUUGCCAUAUUUAUUAAAUAUAUAUGCAGAUCUAUUAAUUAUUUUAUAAGUAUUGUGGCCAACACAUUUUGUGACAGCCAUGAUACUUCCUAUAUUAUAUAGAAGUAUACUUAAGCACUAGAUUAUUUGUAUGAGAUAUGAGUUGUUACUAUUAUUAUUAGCUAAAAGCGUCUUAUACAUUUAAGUGUUUUGAUUGAAUGUGAUUACUUAAAUAAUAAAUUGUUAAUUUGCUUUAUUUUUAAGUGACAUUAUUUAUAGUGCAAAAGUACUGUGGUAUCAACUAAACCUAAAAACUAAAAUAAUAAGUACCUAUUAUGAAUUUGAAUUCUGUACAAUUGCUGCUUUGAGAUUAAAAUUAUUUUACCUAAGUACUUGUUAUUUCUAGUUUCGUGAUGUCUAUUAUGUUAUAAUAAUAUUAAUGUCAAACAAAUUAACUAGAAUAUGUAUAUAAAUUUUAAGAAUUUACUAAGAAUAUACCUAAAUCACUUAAGUAAUAAGGUACUUAACCUUGAAAUCAUAAAAGACACCAAUUUUAAUAUAUUAUUUGUCUACCUAUUUUUCAAGACAUAUAUCUUUUAGUCAUUUUGAGGUAUAAUUUGGAUACUUAUUUGUCAUUAAGUUAUAUAAAAUUAAAAUUAUUAAUUAUUCGAUUACCUUACUUACUAUCCCUUCUUCAUUAGACUUUCAUUAGAUGAUAAUAACUUAGGUUUAUCAUCAGUAUAUGAAAGAGUUAUCUAAAAAUAUAACUAGUCCAGACGUUUGGGUUUUUCUACUAAGAAUAGAUAUAACUAAAUGUUUAUAUGUAGUAAACACAAUAUGCUACCACGUCUUUUUAUCUCCAGCAGGUCAUGAGCCAGUUAGGAAAAUCAAUAUACCUACCAGCAUUACCAAGCCUUCAGUGAAAAGAAAGAAAAGUUGAAAUAAAACUCUAUAUCAAGCCACCAGGCCCACAUAAUAAUAAUAUACAUAUUCUCUAUGGGGAAAGUUCUGUAUCCGCAAAUGGAUGUUAUGGGUUGCUAUGCGAAUAUCCCUAAUAGAAACGUACCUGCUUUAUAUAAGGAGGUUGUAUGUACUAGUUCAUUGCAAAUACAAAAUUCUGUUGAAAAAUAGAAUGAAAGUGUUUUAAAAAUUUCAUGCAUUGUUCUAUUAUGGUGAGAGAAGGAGAUAUGUUAAAACUUGAAUAUGGUCGUAAUGAUAAUUCAUAAAUGAUGUAGUACAUAAACUCCAGAAAUAUAUGAUAUAAGUAUCCCUAAUUAUUCCUCAAAAUAAUUAAAUAUUAUGGUAGAUUUAAAUAAUCGUGUCUAAAGUAUAAUAGGUACUAUUUAAUCUAAGUGGAUAAUAGACACUUGUAAAUUUAAUCCUAAGCACUUAUUUUGAACCCUACUGCUUUACGACUACCUUUUAUAAAUAAUAAUGUACCUAACUGUAAUUUUAAUAGAGAUUUGAGAGCACUCUUUUCAUUGUAAGUACAUACUUAUUUUUGCACACAAUAAAGUCACUAUUUUAAAUAAAGUUAUUUAAUGAAGUACACUGAAAGAACAAUAAAUAAAGUACGAGUUAA